AGGCGCAGUUCAUCUCGAACGAGCCUACUGUCUGUGCACAAAACUGUCAAGUUUACAGUUGCUGACGCAAUAGAUCCCGUGAAGCGGUCCACCAAUCAAAUGAAAGCGCAGUCAUAAUCACCCGGAUGUACUCCUGAAGUACUUCCUCGUCAAUAUUUGCAUGGUAGUUGGUAUGUCUUGUAGCUAAACUGACAACACGUCGUUAAUAUAACAACUAUGCCGGGCCCAGACAAAGAAACAGACCUGACGGAGAGAAUCGAAGCGUUUCUGUCCUACCUGAAGCGUGGAGGGAGCGGGACGGGACCACAGCGGGGCUCGGCGGAGACAGCCCGAGAGACGACAGCCCUGCUCCGCAGAAUCACAGCCCAGGCUCGGUGGAGCAGCGCAGGCGAUCUGAUGGAAAUAAUCCGUAAAGAGGGGAGGAGAAUAACUGCCGCCCAGCCAUCAGAGACCACAGUUGGUAACAUGAUUAGACGGGUGUUGAAGAUCGUCAGAGAGGAAUAUGCCAGAUCUCGAGGCAGCAGUGAAGAGACGGACCAGCAGGAAUCUCUCCACAAGCUGCUGACCUCUGGAGGACUCAGUGAGGAGAACUUCAGACAGCAUUUCGCCACCCUCAAAGCAAACGUCAUCGAGGCCAUCAAUGAGUUGCUGACCGAGCUGGAGGGAACAACUGACAACAUUGCAAUGCAGGCCCUGGAGCACAUUCACUCUAAUGAGGUCAUCAUGACUAUUGGCCGCUCUCGCACCGUGGAGGCCUUCCUCAAAGACGCUGCACGCAAACGCAAGUUCCAUGUCAUCGUGGCAGAGUGCGCCCCCUUCUGCCAGGGACAUGAGAUGGCAACUAGUCUCUCAAAAGCCGGCAUCGAAACAACCGUGAUUGCAGACGCUGCCAUAUUUGCAGUAAUGUCUCGUGUAAAUAAGGUCAUCAUUGGUACACAGACAGUUCUAGCAAACGGAGGUCUGAGGGCUGUUAAUGGGACACACACUCUGGCUCUUGCAGCCAAGCACCACUCAACACCGCUGAUUGUUUGUGCUCCAAUGUUCAAGCUCUCACCUCAGUUCCCAAAUGAAGAGGAUACCUUCCAUAAGUUUGUCUCUCCACAUGAGGUGCUUCCUUUCACUGAAGGGGAGAUUCUCUCAAAGGUGAACGUGCACUGUCCAGUGUUUGACUAUGUCCCGCCUGAGCUCAUCACACUGUUCAUUUCUAACAUUGGAGGACAUGCACCGUCAUACAUUUACCGACUGAUGAGUGAACUUUACCACCCAGAAGACCACGAACUUUAACCGGUGUAUUUAACUAAUAAAUAAUAUAAUAAUUGA
Perca fluviatilis (European perch) is the source of this 1320-nucleotide messenger RNA. It is a transcript of the gene eif2b2, whose product is annotated as eukaryotic translation initiation factor 2B, subunit 2 beta. Gene Ontology annotation, cellular component: eukaryotic translation initiation factor 2B complex. The transcript has 8 exons. The record is from RefSeq and is a predicted model, not a curated record. Gene Ontology annotation, molecular function: translation initiation factor activity; guanyl-nucleotide exchange factor activity. Bases 217 to 1284 code for a protein of 355 amino acids. Gene Ontology annotation, biological process: translational initiation. Lineage: Eukaryota; Metazoa; Chordata; Actinopteri; Perciformes; Percidae.